Molecule: messenger RNA, 1977 nt
Organism: Macaca mulatta (Rhesus monkey)
Lineage: Eukaryota; Metazoa; Chordata; Mammalia; Primates; Cercopithecidae
Gene: MAPK12
Product: mitogen-activated protein kinase 12
Biological process (GO): protein phosphorylation; MAPK cascade
Molecular function (GO): MAP kinase activity; ATP binding
Source: RefSeq, a predicted model, not a curated record
GCGGCCGCCUCGGGUUUCCGGAGGGGCCGGAGGGCGGGCGAGGGCGUCACGUGCGCGCCGCCCGCGGGCCGGUUGGUCCCCGGGCGGGGGAGGGGCCGUGCGCUGCCUGGGUCGGGGUCGGGCCAGGGUCGGCACCUGGGACAUCCCCGAGGGAAGGGCCGGGAACAGGAGCGUCCCAGCGGCGGGCGGGCGAGCAGCGCGGAGUCGGCCCGGGGCGCACGCCGAGGAAGCCCCGCCGAUCCCAGGUCCCCGGUCCUGGGGCACCGCCCGCGGGCUCUGCGGGGUGGGCGGCUCCCGGGCCUGCCAUGAGCUCUCCGCCGCCUGCCCGCAGUGGCUUUUACCGCCAGGAGGUGACUAAGACGGCCUGGGAGGUGCGCGCCGUGUACCGGGACCUGCAGCCCGUGGGCUCGGGCGCCUAUGGCGCGGUGUGCUCGGCCGUGGACAGCCACACCGGCGCUAAGGUGGCCAUCAAGAAGCUGUACCGGCCCUUCCAGUCGGAGCUGUUCGCCAAGCGCGCCUACCGCGAGCUGCGCCUGCUCAAGCACAUGCGCCACGAGAACGUGAUUGGGCUGCUGGAUGUGUUCACUCCUGAUGAGACCCUGGAUGACUUCACAGACUUUUACCUGGUGAUGCCAUUCAUGGGCACCGACCUGGGCAAGCUCAUGAAACAUGAGAAGCUGGGCGAGGACCGGAUCCAGUUCCUCGUGUACCAGAUGCUGAAGGGGCUGAGGUAUAUCCAUGCUGCCGGCAUCAUCCACAGAGUGAGUCCUGGUGGAGGAGCCACCCAUCAGCCCUCCCCCAGCGCAAUCCCCCGCCUCCACGUCCUACCUGACCUGAAGCCUGGCAACCUGGCUGUGAACGAAGACUGUGAGCUGAAGAUCCUGGACUUUGGCCUGGCCAGGCAGGCAGACAGCGAGAUGACUGGCUAUGUGGUGACCCGGUGGUACCGGGCACCCGAGGUCAUCUUGAAUUGGAUGCGCUACACGCAGACGGUGGACAUCUGGUCUGUGGGGUGCAUCAUGGCGGAGAUGAUCACAGGCAAGACGCUGUUCAAAGGCAGCGACCACCUGGACCAGCUGAAGGAGAUCAUGAAAGUGACAGGGACGCCUCCAGCUGAGUUUGUGCAGCGGCUGCAGAGUGAUGAGGCCAAGAACUACAUGAAGGGCCUCCCUGAGUUGGAGAAGAAGGAUUUUGCCUCCAUCCUGACCAAUGCAAGCCCUCUAGCUGUGAACCUCCUGGAGAAGAUGCUGGUGCUGGAUGCGGAGCAGCGGGUGACGGCAGCCGAGGCACUGGCCCAUCCCUACUUCGAGUCCCUGCACGACACGGAAGAUGAGCCCCAGGUCCAGAAGUAUGACGACUCCUUUGAUGACGUGGACCGCACGCUGGAUGAAUGGAAGCGUGUUACUUACAAAGAGGUGCUCAGCUUCAAGCCUCCCCGGCAGCUGGGAGCCAGGGUCUCCAAGGAGACGGCUCUGUGAAGAUCUCUGAGCUCCAGGGUGGUAGUGAGGACCACCUUCACCUUCCACCUGAGAGGGGACCCUCGUUGCCACCUUGACCUUGGCUGGGGCUUGCAUCCCAAGGCAUCCGUCGGAGCAGACCCCUGGGUUCCAUGGACCCCCCUCCCCAUGCCCCUGCCUCUGCUCUCGGGUGCCCAUCCUGGAGGAGCACCUGAACUUUCUGGACAGGACCUCUGGCCGACCUGGGGAUGGCCUCUGAUGCCUGGAGCCGGGGCCCCCUUGCCCGGUGCCCUCAGAAACCUCGGAGCUGGUGGGGCUCCAGGUCAGGCCCUGGCCUCUGAGCCCUGCCUGCUCUGGGCCAUGCGGAGGAAGAACAGAGGGUGGGCGCAGGGCACCAACUCAGGGACAUCCCUUCUCCUGGGCGACGUCACUGGACCUUCCUGCACCCCUGCCUGGAAUGUAAAUCAGCUGUGUGGCGCCCACGUGGCUGGAAUGAAAUAGACCCUUUUGUAGCUCCCUG